Messenger RNA from Erythranthe guttata (spotted monkey flower), 1018 nucleotides. RefSeq lists its product as uncharacterized. Gene Ontology annotation, molecular function: mRNA binding; structural constituent of ribosome. Lineage: Eukaryota; Viridiplantae; Streptophyta; Magnoliopsida; Lamiales; Phrymaceae. The record is from RefSeq and is a predicted model, not a curated record. Gene Ontology annotation, cellular component: ribosome. Gene Ontology annotation, biological process: translation.
AAACCCCCAACAGAAGGAACAGAGAAAUCCAUUUUUGAGUGAAUCGAGCACUCGCCGCAAUGGCAAACUCUCUUCAACGGCUGGCUAGUAAUUCGAGCAAGGCUUAUCGAUCGGCUCCGGCUUCGGCUUCAUUUUCGAGAGCGUUCUCCGCCGGAGAUUCACCGGCCGGAGACAUGGGUAUGGUCUCCGGGAUCCCCCAAGAGCACCUCCGCCAAAAGGUUUCAAUUGUUUCACCUGCUACUCAGCAAGGAUCCGGAAAGCUUGGCCGAUGGAAAAAUAAUUUCAUUUCCACACAAAAGUCCCUCACCAGAACGUUCUUCUGCCGGGCCCUCUGCACAGCCAUGGAAACACGAACACAAAAGCUGGAACGGAUUGCCAGUGAGCUAUUGGACCUCAACAAGAUCGAGCGUCAUGAUUACGUCAUCUUGUUGCGCUACAAAAUGGGAAUCAACCGAUAUGGGCCUGCUGUCUCUGCACCGGGCCCACAAUCCCCUUCUUCAGCCGGUGGUGGUGCUGCCCCUGCUGCCGCCAAGGAGAAGACGGCGUUCGAUGUGAAAUUGGAGAAAUUCGACCCCGCGUCGAAGCUUAAGGUGAUUAAGGAGAUUAGAGCUUUUACGGAUUUAGGUCUGAAGGAGGCGAAGGAUUUGGUGGAGAAAACACCGUCGGUGGUGAAGAAGGGUGUUACCAAAGAAGAGGCGGAGAAGAUUGUGGCGAAGCUCAAGGAACUUGGUGCUACUGUCGUAUUGGAAUGAUUUUAUGUUGUUCGGUGUUGAUCAGUUAUCUGAAGCAAUAGCAUUUGCGACACGAGUUUGUCUUGGUAGUAAAAGAUGAAAUCUUGGCUUCUUAUUGCCAGAAGUACCAGAUUCUGAUGUCAUGAAAUAUUCUAUGUUGCAGUUGGAUCAUGGUUUCAUUAUGGGUUUAUCUUCCCAAACUUGACAUUAAUUACUUCCUAGCUUAGUUAUAAUUUUAUGAGGUGCUUAUUAAUAGCAGGGGCACAGCAAUCAUGCUUUUAUUAUUU